AUGUCGUUGGAUCCGCGGUUUUAUAAUAGCAUAGCCCAUCUCCCACCGAGACCUCCCAUGUCGCAUUCGUCGUCCAACUACCCGCCCGAAUAUGGAAGCUUCGCCCCCAGUAUGGCUUCUUUUACGUCUGCGUCUGUUGCCGGGAUGAGGUCGACUGCCUCGAGUCCGUCGUUGCGAUCGAAGGAGCGAGUCAUGGCACCCGUCACUCGGCCAGGAACUCCCGUCACUGCCGGUGGAGGGGGCAAUGUCAAAGUUGUCGUCAGAGUCAGAGGGUUUUUACCGCGAGAAAUCCAACGGGGCACACGAUGUUUAAUUCGAAUGAAUCCUGCUACUCAGAGCACGACACUGCUUGGCUCGUCAGAUCAAACCCCCAAGUCCCAGAGUCGCAGCAAAGUAGUCGAAGACAAGGCCUUUACGUUUGACAAUUCUUUCUGGUCCCAUGAUGACAACGAUCCCCACUAUGCAACGCAGGAAGAUGUGUAUAACUGCUUGGGCGAGGAGUUUCUCGAUCAUAAUUUUGAAGGCUACCACACGUGCAUUUUUGCUUAUGGUCAAACAGGUUCCGGCAAGAGUUAUACAAUGAUGGGCACCCCAGAUAACCCUGGUCUGAUCCCGCGAACGUGCGAAGACCUUUUCCAGCGAAUCGAGAAUUCAGAGUCGCCUGACGUUACAUAUCACGUUCGGGUAUCAUAUUUCGAGGUUUAUAACGAACACGUCCGCGACUUGCUCGUCCCCAGAACCGACCCACCUUACUAUCUAAAAAUCCGAGAGUCCCCUAUAGAUGGCCCCUAUGUCAAGGACCUGACUGACGUUCCGGUCCGAAAUUUCGCAGAAGUGAUGCGAUACAUGAGAAAAGGAGAUACAUCUCGUACGACAGCUAGUACCAAGAUGAAUGAUACCAGCUCGCGAUCCCAUGCAGUUUUCACGAUUAUGUUAAAACAAAUACAUCAUGAUCUCGCCACCGAUGAGACGAUUGAGCGAACAGCGAGGAUCCGGCUUGUGGACCUUGCUGGUUCAGAACGAGCAAAAGCAACCGAAGCGACUGGUCAACGUUUGCGCGAAGGCUCAAAUAUCAACAAAUCUCUCACGACUCUGGGCCGUGUGAUAGCCGCUCUAGCGGACAAUAAACCAGGACGGCCGCGUAAAAACAAAGAUAUUGUCCCUUACCGCGACUCUAUCCUGACAUGGCUGCUCAAGGACAGCCUAGGAGGAAACUCAAAAACGGCGAUGAUUGCAUGUAUAGCUCCAUCCGAUUAUGACGAAACUCUUUCAACGCUCCGCUACGCUGAUCAGGCGAAACGCAUCCGAACUCGCGCGGUUAUUAACCAGGACCACGUUUCAGCAGCGGAGAGAGAUGCGCAGAUUGCUGAAAUGGCUGAAACGAUUCGCACUCUUCAACUAAGCGUCAGCCAGCAAUCGGUCAGCAAGCGAGACAUGGAAAUGCAAAAUGAAAAGCUUGAGGAAUAUCAGAAACAAGUAACAAAACUACAGAGACUGAUGGAAGAAACCAAGAUGGUCAGCGAGAACAAGAUCCGGCAGCUUCAAACCGAGAACGAGGCCCUGAGACUUCAUCUCCACCUUGCAUUGGACAGUCUGAAAAAUCCGAUACCACCCGUUGAAGUGAUGAAGCGGCGUAACAGGAACAGCAGUUUGACCUUGGCAUCGGAGAAGGACGAUAUCCAAAGCGAGAAAUGUUUUGAGAAGGAGAACAUGGCACCACAAGAGCCUCCGGAUCUUAUUUGGGAAGACUCCGCCAGCGAACUCGAUAUCGAAGUCCAAGCUGAGAUGGAGGAUCUUCUGUCAGACCUGAGCUUCUUCCGGCGCAAACUGGCGGACGAUUGCGAAAGAUUUGGUGUUAAACGGCGACGUCGCGGAGACCGCAAAACGCUUUGCGAAGUGCCGAUGAAUAGAUGA
Messenger RNA from Uncinocarpus reesii 1704, 1914 nucleotides. RefSeq lists its product as uncharacterized. Lineage: Eukaryota; Fungi; Ascomycota; Eurotiomycetes; Onygenales; Onygenaceae. Bases 1 to 1914 code for a protein of 637 amino acids. The record is from RefSeq and is a predicted model, not a curated record. Gene Ontology annotation, molecular function: ATP binding; microtubule motor activity; microtubule binding. The transcript has 2 exons. Gene Ontology annotation, biological process: microtubule-based movement; mitotic spindle organization.